AAGGGACUAGAACUAUGUAUGCUAUAACUCAUCCACUCCAUUUCUAACCCAAAUUUCUUACCUUACAAAUAGUUUUUUUCUAAUAAUUUGUUUAAGUCAUCAAUGAAAUUAUACAAGCCUAGCUAUUCCAACCAAACAAACUUCUCUAAAUAUGAGUACCAAGAACAUAUAAGCCAAUCCAUCGAGAAGCCCAGCAACUACUAUGCCCAUGCCCGAACCGUUCUCCCAAGCCCAUCAAUUCAUGUCCAAGAAGACCAUAAUGUGAUGGGGAAUAUGACGAUGCAUGAGGGUCAAGUGGGCAUGGGAGAAAUGGAGUAUGGUUGGUCCAAAAAGCCCAAUCAAUACUCUAGCCCAGCCCAAUACCACCAAGGGCAAUCCAUGUACCAGGGAGGAGAGCAAAAGGCUUACAAUUAUGGUGACGGCGGAUUCGAAGGUGGUUACGCUAAUAAGAACACCGCAAUUUCCGGUCCAAAAUACUUGAGCCCAAUCAAAACAAAUCAAUCGGGCCGUAUGGCACAUAAAGAAGAGCAUAUGAUGGGGAAUAUGGAUCAGGGUUGGGGUAACUCGACCCCAAAAUUCUCUGGCCCAACCCAUGAUCAACACUCGGGCCUAGCAAUGCAUAGCGAGGAUCGUACGGUGGGGAAAACGGGUAUUGGUUGGGAUAACUCCCCCACGAAAUUCACUCGAAGUAAUCAAUCGGGUCUUGGAAUGCAUAAAAAUGAGCAUAUGAUAGAGAAUGAUGAUGAAGUUUGGGCUUAUCCGCCCAAUAGAUUCUCAAACUCAAACCAAAUCCAUCAUGAUGAUAGUUCGCUCCAUAAUGAGAACCAUAUGACUGGAGAAAUGGGUCGUGGUUGGGCCAAUUCACCAAAUAAGUUCUCUAGUCCAACCCAAAAUCAUCAGGCCAACAUGGAAAUGCAUAACGAGGGGAAUUUGAUGGGUAAUAUGGAUCAAGGUUGGUCCAACUCACCAAGGAAGUUCUCUAGCCCAACCCAAGCUCAUCACUCUGGCCUUGCAACACAUAACCAGGAUUACAUGGGUGGGAACACAAGUCGUCGUGGUUGGACUAACUCACCAGAUAAGUUCUCUAGUCCAACCCAACCUCAUCACUCAAGCUACGCGGCGGGGAAAGUGGACCAUGGUUAUGCUAACUCACCCACCAAAUACACUGGGCCAAAUCACUUUAGUAGCUCCAACAACACCAUGUAUGGAGAGCGCGAGCAACACGGAUGGGCUGAUAAGUCCAUCAACAGAUUUGGGCCAAACCAACUGAACCACUCGGCCCACACCCCAUAUGGCGACUAUGAUCACAACGUCGAUGAGGGUGUUAAUGACAUUAUGGAUGAGAUACUAACCAAGUAUCCAUCCCAUAAUGUUAGUGGUGGACAUGGAGGUAGUUGGGCUGGAAAGCCCAAUACCUAUGCAAGCCAAAACCAGGCUAUGGGCUAUGCUGCUCAAGCAUUUGCUGGCUCGGGCCAAUAUGGGAGCACGGCCCAAUCCAUGUCUAGUUCUAGCUCUAACUACGCGGUAAAAAAAGAGUUAAGUUUAGGAUUCUCUGCCAAUUGCAACAAGGAAGAAUAUUCAAGUAAUAUCAGUGCUAAGAAGUUCGCGGCCAAGAUCAUGUUUGGUAGAAAAGGGUAGCGAAUAGCCGAAUAUGAUAGCAAAGGUGAUCAAGAAAGCAGGGUUCAGAUUACCAAGGACAUUAUCAGAGGGUUUACCAAGUAGAGAAAUCAGCUUGGACAAUAUAAAAUCAUACGGAGUAUGAUAUACUAAGAAUAAAGACUAGCUAUAAGCAAGACUUUGCAUUUGUCUAGCUUCUAAACUAUCAUGUAUGUUUUAAUUUAAUGCUUAGCAUUUGUAAAAUAAUUAUGCUUGUUGCUUUAAGCUCUCUUUUUGUAUAAUGAAUUGCUUGUUAUAUUAGGGGUGAUAAUUCGGGUAAGCAGGUCGGGUUCGGGUCAAAUUUUGGGUCGAUUUUGGGUUAUGCUUAGAAAUUAUAAAAAAAAACAAAUGUGUAAAACUUAAUGUUAUUACGAAUUAUGAAAUUUGGGUCAAAUUGGGUCGAAUUUGGGUUGUUCGGGUUAGGUCGGGUUCGGGUUUUCCUAAGUAACUCCGGGUUGGGUCAGGGAUUGCCAGCCCUAUAUUAUGUUAUAUAUCUAAAAUAUGUAUUUACAAACGAUUAGGAAUUUGAGAUGAUGUGAAAUUUGACCAA
Messenger RNA from Chenopodium quinoa (quinoa), 2206 nucleotides. RefSeq lists its product as uncharacterized. The transcript is spliced from 2 exons. NCBI's taxonomy places the organism in Eukaryota, Viridiplantae, Streptophyta, Magnoliopsida, Caryophyllales, Amaranthaceae. Bases 103 to 1638 code for a protein of 511 amino acids. The record is from RefSeq and is a predicted model, not a curated record.